Acanthaster planci (crown-of-thorns starfish) is the source of this 994-nucleotide messenger RNA. RefSeq names its product LYR motif-containing protein 2-like. The record is from RefSeq and is a predicted model, not a curated record. Gene Ontology annotation, cellular component: mitochondrion. NCBI's taxonomy places the organism in Eukaryota, Metazoa, Echinodermata, Asteroidea, Valvatida, Acanthasteridae.
CUGAUUUUUCCCGAACUCGGUAGAUAGAGGGCGGGCUACAAAAUGGCAGCGUCCAAGAUACCGAAAGCCUUGACACUCAAGCAGUUUCUCCUUAGACAGCAAGUCUUGAGUCUCUACCGAGACAUACAGCGAUCUCUAAGACGAGUGCCAAACAAGAAGGACAGGGAUGAGUUGAGAGUCUGGGCGAGGGAGGAGUUUAAGAAGAACAAAAAGGAGAAAGAUGAGAUUGUCAUCCGUAUGCUUCUCACGCAAGGAAAGAGAACUCUGCAAGAAAUACAAAGUACCGUGAUUCUUGCUAGGUGAUGUGUAGGUACAAGGAUGGAUGAAACUUUGACAGCAGUAUUGUUCCAAGUGGUAGCAGGACAGCCCGUGCUGCUAUGCAAAUCCGAGACGACUAAGAGGAGACGAGGAAGUCCACAACUGACUGACGUGAGGGACUGUUCCGAGAGACUGCCUAGUUCACAGAGUGAGCUGCUGGGCACAAGAUGCCCCGCAAGUCUCAAAGGACACUGACAAGUUUUGUCAAGGAACCUAUAUUGCAUCCUGCCAGACGACAGGACGGGUACCACCGAGGCAUUUGUAUUUUGCACAGAGAUUUGAAAACACAAUCACAAAUAUUCAUUGUUUGACAUCAGUGCUGCAGAAAGCUACAGCGUAGUCGUCACCCUUGUUGGAUCAUAAAAUCUGCCUAAAAAAAACAACAUCUUCACUCACUUUUUUCGCAAGCAAAUUGCUUUAUAUCUUUUCAUUUAUCAGUACUUAUUAUAAAUAACUGUUGAGUUUACAGCAAACUGUUGUCACAAAAUAAAUAUGUGUAAAUUUAAAUUAGGCAGCAAUUUAACAAGUAAAAUGCUCGGAAUAUAUAAUUUGCUGAAUAAUUUGUUACUUAUGUUGGUAAUACAUCCAUUGUCAAGGUAAACCUUUGACAUAAAAUAGUAAGUAUGUACUGCAGCACCGUCAAUACUCUGUGUUUUUAGAUAAAUAUCAAAACUGA